UCUCAUCCUUUUUUUCUUGAUCUUUAGAUGGAGUAGGCCAUGGAUUUUGAUCUGUUUGUGGGGUUCGCGAGGGUUUCUUUUUGGUUGUGAGAUCGAUUCAAUGCGGAGUUCCAAGUUUUGGCUUUUCAGGGUUCUAUCUGGAAAUCUGGGAGCUUGGAGUUGGAGCAUAGAAGAUUAGAAGGGGAUUACUGAUGAGAGGUUGAAAGGUGUGAUUUUUGAGGAUUCAAUGGUGAUGGAUCAGGGACUUCAGAAGCUUGCUGCCAUGACGAGUGGCUUUCAGUAUGAUGAUUUCUUCACAAACCAGUACUCUUUGAAUGGGCGAAGGUUAGAGCAGCCAAACUCUUUGUAUACUCACCAAAACUUUGGUGCAAAUUCAUAUGUUCAUGUUCCUGUUAUCCAAAAUAGCCCCCCUGCAGCAGUGUCUUCAACCAUGGUGGCUGCCAGGGAUUCAUCAGAGGAUUCAGAGAUCUUCUCUGAUAUUGCCCUAACUUACAUUAGCCGUAUGCUCAUGGAGGAGGAUAUUGAUGAGAAGGUGAAUAUGUAUCAGCAGCAGGCUGCACUUCGAGCGACCGAGAAGCCGUUCUAUGAUAUUCUUGGCCAGAAGUAUCCAUAUCCACCUUCUCCUGAUCAGCCUCCCUUGUAUUCCAAUCACUACCUGGAGAGCCCUGAUGAUAGCAUCAAUAGCCAUCACUAUGCAAAUCCACAGCAUGGUAUUGGUAACAAUAGCAACGGAGUGAUGGAUCAUAGAUAUACCUAUGAUUCUGUGUGUUACCCACAUAUGCAACUUCGUCCUGUCUCUGUUGAUUCUUUGUCGUCGACGCCGUCGAUCGGCUCUUCUUGUGGUUCUCUUGAUUACUCUACUCAAUCAAGUGCUAGUAAUGUUGCGGAAGUAGCAGAAGAGCCUCAAGUGAGCAGUGGUAGCUGGGUUUCAAAUCUGUUUGUUGACAGUCAGCCUGCUUGGCACUUCAGGAAAGGAGUUGAAGAAGCUAAGAAGUUCCUGCCUAGAGAUGAUAAGCUGGUAGUUGAUUUAGAGGCCAAUGGGGGUUCACCGUAUCCGGUAUCGAAGAAGAAAGGGAGUGAUAGAUUGAAUGGGAAUGAGAUCAAGACAGAGGAGGAGGGAGACCAUGUCAGUUCUGGGUCUAGAUGCCGGAAGAAUCCAAACAGUGAGGAUUUGGCUUUGCAAGAGGGGAGGAGCAACAAACAGUCAGCUGUUUACUCUGAGGAGGCUCUUCGAUCUGAUAUGUUUGAUCUGGUUUUGCUCUGUCACAAAGGGAUGCCGAGGAAAGGUGGUGUCCAAGUUCUUCGAGAAGCACUCCAGAAUGAAACCAGCAAGAAUUUGCAGAGCAGUCAAUCUGGCAGUGGAAAGGGCCGAGGGAAGAAGCAGAACAAGAAGGAAGUUGUGGACCUCAGAACUCUGCUCAUUCAUUGUGCUCAAGCUGUGGCGGCGGAUGACUGCCGGACUGCGAAUGAAUUGUUGAAGCAGAUCAGGAAUCAUUCUUCCCCUUUCGGAGAUGGAACGCAGAGGUUAGCACAAUGCUUUGCAGAUGGGCUUCAAGCUCGGUUGGCCGGUACUGGUAGCCAGAUUUAUCAAUCUCUUGUGGCAAAGCGAACAACUGCUACUGAUAUCUUGAAGGCAUACCAGCUUUAUCUUGCUGCUUGUCCCUUCAAGAAGAUCACACAUUUCUUAUCCAACCAGACCAUUCUUAAUGUUUCAGAGAAAGCAUCGAGGGUGCAUAUCAUUGAUUUUGGUAUUUAUUUUGGUUUUCAAUGGCCAUGCCUCAUCCAACGUCUUGCGGCCAGGCCGGGAGGGCCUCCAAAGCUCCGGAUCACAGGCAUUGAUGUGCCUCAGCCAGGGUUCCGCCCAACUGAGAGAAUUGAAGAGACCGGUCGAAGAUUAGCUGAUUAUGCCCAUGGGUUUGGUGUCCCAUUUGAUUAUAACUCCAUUUCAUCCAAGUGGGAAACAAUCACAGUUGAAGACCUCAAACUCGACAAAGACGAGGUGCUCAUCAUCAACUGCCUCUACCGCUUCAGGAAUCUUGUAGAUGAGACUGUGGUUGUCGAUAGCCCGAGGAACAAGGUUCUAAACACCAUAAGGAAGGCCAACCCUGAUGUUUUCAUCCAUGGGAUAGUGAAUGGAUCAUACAGUGCACCUUUCUUCGUCACUCGAUUCCGUGAAGCUUUGUUCCACUUCUCAGCAUUGUUUGACAUGUUAGACACCAAUGUACCGAGAGAAGACGCCCAGAGGCUGCUGAUUGAGAGAGAUCUCUUUGGCCGUGAAGCUUUAAAUGUAAUCUCUUGUGAAGGUUCAGAAAGAGUAGAGAGGCCGGAGACAUACAAGCAGUGGCAGGUGAGGAACCUUCGGGCCGGGUUCGAGCAACUGCCGUUAGAUCCCGACAUCAUGGAGAGAGCCAAAGACAGGGUGAAAUCCAAUUAUCAUAAAGAUUUUGUGAUAGAUGAGGAUUGUAGAUGGUUAUUGCAAGGUUGGAAGGGGCGUAUCAUCUAUGCUGUCUCCACAUGGAGGCCUAAGUGGAGUUAGAUAUGUUUGUUCUUGAUGUUUUGUUCAAUAGGUGAAGAAGUGCUGAUGCAGUGUGUAUGCUAGAGUUUUCAACUCUUUGUUUUUUGUUAUGGUGAGGAGGGACAUACACUGGUUCAAACAUAAGCUGAUGUUUUAAGGCUGGAGGAAUACUGUCUACUUAUCUUGGCAAGUGGAGAAUUUGGAAGAUUGAUUGAUUGAUUGAUCUUCAGGUUUAAAGAGCAUGCAAAUGACUAGCAGAAAGAAUAAAUACUGUAAUACAUCAUGCCCUUGGUGGAGCAGUCUCCCACCUGUGAAGAGUGGGAAUUUUAAUCCCCAUACUGAGAGAAAUGGCUUUGUUUUGAUGCCCAAGCUUCUCUAUUAUGUUUUCUUUUUAAUCUUUUACUGAGAUAAAUAAAAAAAUAGUUAUUUCUAUGUCA
This is a messenger RNA of Dioscorea cayenensis subsp. rotundata (Guinea yam), 2952 nucleotides long. RefSeq names its product scarecrow-like protein 9. Gene Ontology annotation, biological process: regulation of DNA-templated transcription. The transcript is spliced from 3 exons. The record is from RefSeq and is a predicted model, not a curated record. Gene Ontology annotation, cellular component: nucleus. Gene Ontology annotation, molecular function: sequence-specific DNA binding; DNA-binding transcription factor activity. Bases 227 to 2536 code for a protein of 769 amino acids. NCBI's taxonomy places the organism in Eukaryota, Viridiplantae, Streptophyta, Magnoliopsida, Dioscoreales, Dioscoreaceae.